AGGCUGAAGCAAUCGACUAAGUUAACACUCUCUUCUUUCCGAAGCUCUCUAAUUAAGCUUGAACUUGGAGGAUCAAUGGCGGACGUUCGCACACAUUCACACCAGCUUCAAGUGCACCCUCAACGCCAGCACGAAGGAGGCAUCAAAGUCCUUUAUCCCCAGAGUGGCCCUUCUUCCACUCAGGUGCUAGCCGUAUUUGCGGGUGUACCUGUUGGAGGAACGCUGCUAACCAUAGCUGGUUUGACAUUAGCCGGUUCGGUUAUUGGACUAAUGCUAGCAUUCCCGUUGUUUCUCAUCUUCAGCCCAGUAAUCGUACCAGCAGCCUUUGUGAUCGGUCUAGCUAUGACCGGAUUCUUGGCGUCAGGGGCCAUAGGUCUCACUGGACUAUCAUCCAUGUCGUGGGUACUCAACUACAUCCGCCGGGCAGGAGAGCACAUUCCGGAGGAGCUUGAGGAAGCAAAGCAGCGUUUGGCUGGCAUGGCUGAGUACGUGGGACAAAGGACUAAAGAUGCUGGACAAACCAUAGAAGACAAAGCUCAUGAUGUCCGAGAGACCAAGACUUUUGAUGUUCGAGACCGAGACACCACCAAGGGUAAUGUCCGAGACACCACCAAGACUCACGAGGUUCGAGUGGCGUCUACUUAAAGCGUGUGUAUUGGUGAAUAAAAGGAUCGACUGUGAGUUCUUGAUGUUUGUGUGUUUGUUUUUGCUUGUAAGCUUCUUUUUAGUUUAGUUUUUUUUCUUUUCUUCCUGUAACAAUAAUGUCGGAGACGUUUCUGUAGUUUAUAUCAGUUCUUUGUUGUUUAUUGA
Molecule: messenger RNA, 810 nt
Organism: Camelina sativa (false flax)
Lineage: Eukaryota; Viridiplantae; Streptophyta; Magnoliopsida; Brassicales; Brassicaceae
Source: RefSeq, a predicted model, not a curated record